Messenger RNA from Morus notabilis, 1735 nucleotides. Its product is annotated as heat stress transcription factor A-8. Gene Ontology annotation, biological process: regulation of transcription by RNA polymerase II. The transcript is spliced from 2 exons. The coding region runs from base 393 to 1589 and encodes 398 amino acids. Lineage: Eukaryota; Viridiplantae; Streptophyta; Magnoliopsida; Rosales; Moraceae. Gene Ontology annotation, molecular function: DNA-binding transcription factor activity; RNA polymerase II cis-regulatory region sequence-specific DNA binding. Gene Ontology annotation, cellular component: nucleus. The record is from RefSeq and is a predicted model, not a curated record.
CGAAGCCCAUGACCCAUCCGACCGAAACAACUUUCUACACUCGCAACUUGGCAACUUGCUAGUUUUGUUUCCAUUCGCUUAAACCCCAAACUAACCAUCUAACCGCACCAAAUCAUACCACUCCAAAACCGCAGAGAACAAAACAGAACCCACUCGACACUCCUUUAGCCUCCCGGACAAACCAAACGAGGGCUACAAACGAAAGCAUAUUCUUAAAACCCCAUCUACACGGCAACAAAACUAGGAAAGAAGAAGAAAAAAGAAAAAAAAUCAAACAUCCCAACACUCCAAACACCAAGAAGUUCAGUUCCUGUUUCUUUGGGGGUGAUUUCCUAGGUGUGAAUUCAAUUGGGUUUUUAUUUUUCGAUCGAAAAUUUGUUGUCUUUGAAGUUAUGGUUAAGUCUAGGGAGAAUGGCGAUGAUGGGUCGGUGGCUCCUUUUCUGAGGAAGUGCUAUGAGAUGGUGGGCGACAAUUCGACCGACUCCAUAAUCUCGUGGAACGACACUGGUGAUUGCUUUGUGAUAUGGGACAUGACCCAAUUCUCUGUUCAAUUACUUCCCAAGUUCUUCAAGCAUAGCAACUUCUCUAGCUUCAUGAGGCAACUCAAUAUCUAUGGCUUUAGAAAAGUUGAUACAGAUCAUUGGAUAUUUGCAAGUGAUGGAUUUAUUCGAGGACAGAAGCAUUUAUUGAAAAAUAUUUGUAGAAGAAAGAACACUCAGGGUCCAGAUCAGCGAAAAGCAUCUCAACAGAAAGAACAUCAGCCUGAUGAAUUACGCGAGAAAGUUCAAAAUGGUCUUGAAAAUGGUAUGUGGAAAGAGGUGGAGAACCUCAAGACUGAUAAAAAUGUGCUUAUGCAGGAGUUGGUCAAACUUCAACAGCACCAGGAAAUUUCAGAAAAUAAGUUGCUUGUCUUGAGAGACCGCCUUCAGGGAUUGGAAAAGAAUCAGCAGCAGAUGCUGUCAUUUCUAGUGAUGGCCAUGCAAAGUCCCGGGUUUUUUGUUCAGCUGCUUCAGCCGAAAGAAAAUAAUUGGCGUGUGGCUGAAGCAGGUAAUAUGCUGGAACAAGGUUCAUUGGAUGAUAAAACCAUGGCUUCUGAUGGUAUGAUAGUAAGAUACCAAUCACCCAUGACUGAAACUUCCGACCCUGCAUUUACACCAACGUCAGGUGCAGAAAAGACACCAGAUUCUGGUUCUUAUCCAGACGGGAUGCAAGAUUUCUUCUUGAACUCCAAUAAUUACUCGGAUUUCUUGAAGGUUCUUAUGGACGAGAAGCUAUGCUCAUUAGAGAGUCAUUCCCCGUUGGUUCUUCCAGAUACAGAUGACGGUUCAUGGCGGCAACUUCUUUUAGCCAGUCGUUUUCUAGAAAAUGUUGAAGAAACAAAAGAAGAUGGUGAAGAAACUGUUGACUCCGGAAUGGAGGCAGAACUAACAUUACCCGGAACCCCACUGGGAAACUCUCAGAAUUUCGAUUUGUUUGGGAUGGAAUCAACAGUUAGUGAAACCAAUUUGGAGAAGGCUCAGUACAUGGAUACUUUAACUGAGCAAAUGGGGCUUUUGUCUUCUGAACCAAAAAAUAGACAUGGGACGUGAGCAGAAAUAUUGCAGGACAUUGUUUUGCUUUUAUAUUAUAUGAUAUGAUAUGAGUGUUUUUAUGCACCAUCUUUCUUCAGCAAGUAAAUCUCAUCUAAACAAGUGUAGGUUUGUUCUCUUGACUUUUCAUAUAUAUAUAUAUAUAU